Messenger RNA from Saprolegnia diclina VS20, 1413 nucleotides. RefSeq lists its product as hypothetical. Bases 73 to 1413 code for a protein of 446 amino acids. NCBI's taxonomy places the organism in Eukaryota, Oomycota, Saprolegniomycetes, Saprolegniales, Saprolegniaceae. The transcript has a single exon. The record is from RefSeq and is a predicted model, not a curated record.
GCACGGCUCUUGUCUUCUGGCAUCGCAAGCAUCGUCUCGUACGACGCCAUUUGCCUCUCUGCGUCCGGCACCAUGGCGCGCAUUCAGCCGACGCGGUCGCAGUAUGUGGUUGGCGCGGUUUUUUCUGGUCUACAACUAACAGACAAUUUUGCUGCUAUCUGUGCCCAUGACCCGUCGUAUCCACUGCAAUGUCAGUUGUACCUUGUACAGACUCUCAACUACAUCACGACGUACAUGACAACACAGUCCUCGUCGUCGCUCGAGAGCCGAAUUGCAUGCGUCCAGCCGCUCGUCCGCGACUUGAACAUCUCGUUCAUGAUCUACACCAAGGCCACCGCUUCUUCGCCAAACCUUCAGCUGCGCACCAAGAAGCUCCUCGACGACACUGAAGCGUCCUUCCGCUUCUUUGCAUGGCUCUACCUCUACGACUGGGUCGUCGGCGUCCGUGAAGUCAUUUCAUUUCAGGGCGACAACAACACCCUCACGCUCCUCAGCGACAUUCAGCUGCCAUUGGCCCAAGCUACGCAGCCGUGGGAAGUCCCUGCCAACAUUGCUCGGUACCUGCGAGCCGGCGUACUUUAUGUCACGGGUGUCAUGAUGGCGAUUGCGAGCGUGGUGACCUUGUACAUGCUCGUGAGCCGCGGCCAUUUCGAAGGUCUCAACAUGCUCGAGCUUGGCCGAGUCGGCGGUAUCGUCUGGGUCGGUCGACCGUUCUUGCUGCUACGGAGUAUGACCGCCAUCGUCGUCCUGUCGACAGCGACGCUCGAGCUGCAGUACUCGGGCUAUACAAGUUACUUGGCCACUGUUCAAGAUCCGUGGUACAAGACAUUAUUGGCGGCCAACGAAGUCACGUGGCUCAUUACGAUCGUCAACGACAUCCUUCUCGUUGUCACAGGACCGUACGCGACGCAUUAUGCGAUUCUCAAUGGUCUCUUGGUGUGGGCCAUAGCUGCGCUCCUGACCAUCUUGGCGCCUGUCACCUCGAAGCUUUCAGUGCACCUCGACUGUCACUUGAGUAGCGUCGACCACCAAGCCGAGUGUACCUCGGGCGAGCUGCACAUUGGGAGUGCGUACCGCAUGGCGGUCCUCAUCGGCGCCGUCCUCGCCUCGCACGGGGUCUGCUACCUCGUCGUCCAACGAACGAGCCGCAAGCCGCCGUCGACGCAUGUCGCGUCACUCUUUUUGACGUCGGGGGCCAAAUUCCUGUUUGUGUCGACGCCGUGGAUGUACAAGAACGUCUACUACGUCGACCGCGCGUCGGCGGCGCUAGUCGGUUUCUUGACACUGCGCCUCAGCACCACGUUGGUGGUUUUGGACGUCAAGAUUUGGCGCCAUUUCCAACUGCCACUGACCAAUGACGCGGCGGUGCCGACGGCCCUUCGAUGUGGUGUGCCGCUGCGAGAUACGUGUUAG